CGGUGUUUGGGCUGUCGUCACGGCCCUCCGCCACCGCCUUCGAGUUACCCGCUUUCUGCAUCUCUUUCACCCCAGCGGGUGCAUACAAAUCUGGUGUUGGAAGUCGCCUGGCCAUCUGAUCGCUAACCACUCACUCUUACCCUGCCAGGUAUUUACUCGGGGUCAUUUACUUGUCCUUCGUCACGGUCGCAGUGCAAUACCUUUGAAUCUCUAGAUAUAUACCGAAAGCCUUCGCGCCCGGCUGAAGAUCGGCACCAUGUUCUCCCAGAUCAAGCAGGACCCAGACGCCUCGAUGUCUUACAUCAAAUCUGAGCCUGAUACCAAAGAUGCCAUUCUCCAUGAUAUUGACGAUGAAGAUUUGUAUGAGGAUGCCGGGGAUCUUGACUUUUCAAAUUCCGCGCAAAGCUUGUGGCUUUCUCGAAUCCCUCGGUCGCUCUGGGAGCAUUGGUCUAAACUUGAUGACGAUGAAGAGAUCCAGAUUGGGACAAUAAGAAUCGAAGGGGCGCCAAGCGAUAUUAAACGGGUCAGUUUGCGCAUCAACGAGCGAGAUGAUAAUCGCGAUAUCCCCAAGGACUAUAUCCUUCAACGCCAGACGGUAAAUGCGGAUAAUUUACUUCACAUGACACAGAAUACAUAUCUCUUCACGGAAAAGGACAUUCCCGGGCAUGAGAAUCGGAUGGUAGUGUUUGGCGAAGCUAGGUCUGCGCUCUACGAAUCGAUGAAGCGUGACGCGAGGAAAAAGGAGCGCAAGAAGAAAUGGGAGCCUUAUGUUCGAAAAACAGUUCCCAAACAAACCGCGCUGGUUGGAAACGUGAAAGAAGAGUUCAACUGCCUUCCCGUGGAGAAUGAGGAAUUUCGACGGCUAUCAGAAAAGAAAGCUCUGGAAGCGCUUAAACCGAAACGUGAAACCGUCUUCAUUGAUAAGCUUCCGGGCAAAUUGCUUCAGCCACGGAAUGCGCUGCCUGGAGAGAAGGGCGCUUUCGUGCAAGCGACAAGGCCUGCCAAACUCAAAGCACAAGAAAACAAGACCACACGUAUGCCUCAAAACGAGCUAUUGGAUCUUAUUUACCAGUGCUUCCGGGAGUACAGAUACUGGCCUUUUAAGACACUUAAAGCCAGACUCCGACAACCGGAAGCUUAUCUGAAGCAAACCUUGGAGAUGAUUGCCCACCUGGUUAAAUCUGGUGACUUUGCGAUGACUUGGGAACUCAAACCGGAGGCGAAAGAGAGCAGUUACGCGAAUGCACUGGGAUAUGGAGAUGCCAAGGAAGAGCUUGCUCCUGGCCUCGAUUACAACUUCGAUGACGCUUCUGAGGAUGAUGCGAUGGCAUCUGGCAUGGAUAAUGAUGAUAUGCAGUUUGAGAAUGUGGUCUAAAAGCAGGGUCUUCAAUGUAGUAUAGGCAUUGCCAUGGCGUUUCAUCUUGGGUUUAUAAGGUCAUCCAACCAAGGAGUUCAGGAGUCAUCCCAUAAUUAUUCAGCAAUUCGAAUAAACUAGAUAAUUUAAUACUAG
Molecule: messenger RNA, 1510 nt
Organism: Aspergillus ochraceoroseus IBT 24754
Lineage: Eukaryota; Fungi; Ascomycota; Eurotiomycetes; Eurotiales; Aspergillaceae
Product: transcription factor IIF subunit TFG2
Exons: 4
Coding region: 257-1375 (372 amino acids)
Biological process (GO): transcription initiation at RNA polymerase II promoter; transcription by RNA polymerase II
Cellular component (GO): transcription factor TFIIF complex
Source: RefSeq, a predicted model, not a curated record